Spathaspora passalidarum NRRL Y-27907 is the source of this 1376-nucleotide messenger RNA. RefSeq names its product SDR family oxidoreductase. Gene Ontology annotation, molecular function: oxidoreductase activity, acting on the CH-OH group of donors, NAD or NADP as acceptor. Lineage: Eukaryota; Fungi; Ascomycota; Pichiomycetes; Serinales; Debaryomycetaceae. The record is from RefSeq and is a predicted model, not a curated record. The transcript has a single exon. The coding region runs from base 37 to 1041 and encodes 334 amino acids.
AAUAACAAACAAUAAUAUCAAACUACAAGUACUAAUAUGUCCACCACUUCUGUUUUCGUUUCCGGUGCCAACGGUUUCAUCGCACAACAUAUCGUCAAACAAUUGCUUUCCAAGGGUUACAAUGUCGUCGGGUCAGUGAGAUCUGAAGCCAAGGGUGAAGAAUUAAAAUCUCUAGUCAACAAUGACAAGUUUUCCUACGAAAUUGUCCCAUCCCUUACUGAAGACGGUGCUUUUGAUGACGCUCUUAAGAAGCACCCCGAAGUCACUGUUUUCUUACAUACUGCCUCCCCAUUCUCCUUCUCAGUCAAAGAUGUGGAAAAUGAUUUAAUGAAGCCUGCCGUUAGUGGUACCCUCAAUGCCCUUAAGGCUAUCAAGGAACAUGGUCCACAAAUCAAAAGAGUCGUGGUUACUUCUUCGGCUGUUGCCGUCUUCGGCUUCGGCCCCCAAUUCGAUGCCAACAAAGUAUACAAUGAAGAUGAUUGGAACCCAGUUACUUACGAGCAAGCUUUGUCAAACCCAAUGUUUGGAUACUUUGGUUCCAAGAAGUAUGCUGAAAAGGCUGCCCAUGAUUUCGUUGCCAAGGAAACUGUGAACUUUGGUAUUUCCUUCAUUAACCCACCUUACGUUUUCGGUCCACAAGCUUAUGCUAUUAAGGAUAAGACCACCUUGAAUACUUCUAAUGAAGUCAUUAACAAGGUUGUCAAGUUGACCAAGAACGAUGUACUCCCUGCUGAAGGUCACGUUUUCGUUGAUGUUAGAGAUGUCGCCCGUGCUCACUUGGUUGCUUUUGAAAAGGAUGAAGCUGUUCUGAAGAGAUUAUUGCUUGUUUCUGGAAGUUACACUCUUGACACAAUUGCUAAUAUUAUCAACAAGAAAUUCCCACAAACAACUGUUCCAAAGGGUGAUGAAUCUAGAAACCCAGAAACUAGCAAGAGAAUCCAUAAGUUUGAUAAUUCUAGAACUCAAAAGAUUCUUGGAUUUGAAUUCAAGCCUCUUGAGGAAUCUAUUAUUGAUACCGUUGACCAAAUUUACAAUGCUUAGUUUGUAUAUAUAUAUAUAGAGGUUUUUUAUAGGUAAAUUGAUUUGGUUUUGAAAAAGCACCUUAUACUUCCCGUAGACUAGUUUAGUUUUCAAUCACAAAAUUGAAUAGCAAGUAAAAAUUUAGUUGCUACAAAUUGUCUUUCGCUGUAGGCACUAGACUACUAGUAAAGUUACAUUAAGAUUCAAUUAAUUAUUAUACAUUACAAAAAUACCUAUUUCAAUUGGACGGUGUGCUCAACAACAUCUUCCUUACCAUCGGUUUCAGAAUCUUCUUCACCUUCGAGAUCUUCAUCAUGCUCAGCAUCAUAUUCCUUAAUACCAAACUUACCUUCCCA